Anoplopoma fimbria (sablefish) is the source of this 1739-nucleotide messenger RNA. RefSeq names its product tryptophan 2,3-dioxygenase a (gene tdo2a). The transcript is spliced from 12 exons. The coding region runs from base 70 to 1290 and encodes 406 amino acids. Lineage: Eukaryota; Metazoa; Chordata; Actinopteri; Perciformes; Anoplopomatidae. The record is from RefSeq and is a predicted model, not a curated record. Gene Ontology annotation, molecular function: metal ion binding; heme binding; L-tryptophan 2,3-dioxygenase activity.
ACAACAAUUUUAGUAAAUACUAGUCAAGAAAGAAGAACACAUCUUUGCUGCAACUGAUUUUCACAAGUCAUGAGUGGAUGUCCGUACUUUGAGAAGAGGCAUUUGUUAUUCAAAAACAAGCCUCCCAAAACAGAGGAAGAGGGGGAUGCCUCCCAGGCCGGGGUGAACAAGGCCAGUAAAGGGGGAAUCAUCUACGGAGACUACCUGCAGCUCGACAAAAUAACCUCAGCUCAGGUGCUGCAGAGUGAAUUAAAGGGUAACAAGAUCCACGAUGAGCACCUCUUCAUUGUCACCCAUCAAGCCUAUGAACUGUGGUUCAAACAGAUUUUGUUUGAACUUGAUUCAGUGCGAAACAUCUUCAUCAGUGGACACGUCCGAGAUGAACGCAAUAUGCUUAAAGUCAACAACCGCAUCCACAGGAUUGUGAGGAUCUUCAGACUGCUGGUGGACCAGUUCACGGUUUUGGAGACGAUGACGGCCUUGGACUUCUUUGACUUUAGAGAUUACUUGGCACCAGCCUCCGGAUUCCAAAGCCUCCAAUUCCGGAUUUUGGAGAACAAAAUUGGGGUCCCUGACAACCUGAGGGUUCCAUACAACCGACGCCAUUACAGAGACAAUUUCAAGGGUCAGGAAAGCGAGCAGCUGCUCGCCACUGAACGGGAGCCGACACUCCUAAAACUAGUCGAGGAGUGGCUGGAGAGAACUCCUGGCUUGGAGGUGGAUGGAUUCAAUUUCUGGGAAAGGCUGGAAAGCAAUAUAUUUAAGGGGCUGAAACUGGAGAAGGAGAAAAUCGAGAAAAUGGAAGAUUCUGAGGACAAGGAGGAAAUGAUGGCUGAGCUGAUCAAACAGAAAGAGGUGUUCACUUCUCUGUUUGAUGAAAAGCGCCAUGACCAUCUCUACAGCAAAGGUGAGAGGCGGCUCUCUUACAAGGCUCUCCAAGGCGCCCUGAUGAUCUUCUUCUACAGGGAAGAGCCGAGAUUCCAGGUUCCUUUCCAGCUGCUCACAUCCCUCAUGGAUAUUGACACCCUCAUGACAAAAUGGCGAUACAAUCACGUAUGCAUGGUGCAUCGUAUGAUUGGCAGCAAAGCCGGCACAGGAGGCUCCUCUGGCUACCACUACCUGAGAUCUACUGUCAGUGACCGCUACAAAGUGUUUGUGGAUCUGUUCAAUCUGGCAACGUUCCUGGUGCCUCGCCACUGGGUCCCCAAGCUAAAUCCCACCAUUCACAAGUUCCUCUACAUGGCCGAAUGUAACGACAGCUCCUACUUCAGCAGUGAAGACUCGGACUAGCGGGUGUCUCAGUCGUCUCUACUGCCUUCCCGUCUUUCAUUGUAACUGACCCCCUAAAAAAGUAGAUCCUUUGCACAGUUGAAAAGUUUCAGUGACAGGUGCGUAGAUGGAUAGGUGGCCAUAAAAACAAGCAACAAGAAACGCAUGCUCAACAGUUCAAAGUUGCAUAGGAUCCAAGAAACUUUUUAAACCAGAUGGCAUUUUUGGAGCAUCUUGCAUCUUAAUUUGGUGGGGAGGGGGUUCCAGUUGAAAAAAAAAAAAGCUGUUGGAGUGAAAUAUGGCACAGGGUGGGGUCAUUUGUCAUGGUUGACGGAACACCCCAAAAUCCAUUAUGGAGAGACAUUUGACACCAUGUAGAAUGUCUAGAUCUAGACCUCUAGUAUUGGAAUUGUGACAUGUAAAUACAGAAAACUAACAAAAUGUGUUGACAUUAAUGUAGAGCAAGUUAA